UGUCUCGAACCGACGGUAAAACCCACAACGCAAACAUUUUGACAAAGUUGACCACCAUGGCAGGACGGAACAGGGUUGCUAAUUUGCUCAGGCAACUCGAAAACGCAUCAUGCAGAUGCCCAGCGCAUUCAAAUACUUUGCAUCAAGGCACAGAAGCUGCCACAUGCACCGUAAGAAAAACUGAUUAUGCAGUUGAGAUGGCCAGUUCAAACAUCCGGUAUGGAGAAGGUGUCACACAGGAAAUUGGCAUGGACCUUCAGAACAUGGGAGCUCGUAAAGUCUGUCUGAUGACAGACAAGAACCUGUCUCGUCUCCCUCCAGUCAAAGCUGUGCUGGAGUCACUGGCUAAGAAUGGGAUAAACUACAGAGUGUUUGACCGUGUGCGAGUGGAACCCACAGAUUCCAGCUUCAAGGAAGCCAUCGCCUUUGCAAAGAAUGAAGUGUUUGACGUUUAUGUCGCUGUGGGUGGAGGCUCGGUAAUUGACACCUGUAAGGCAGCCAAUCUGUAUGCCUGUCACCCGGAGGCGGAUUUUCUUGACUUUGUUAACGCACCUAUAGGGAAGGGAAAGCCGAUUACACAAUCUCUCAAGCCUCUGAUUGCAGUUCCCACAACAGCUGGAACUGGGAGUGAGACGACCGGUGUUGCUAUCUUCGACUUUGAAAAACUGAAGGCAAAAACUGGCAUUGCCUGCAGGGCUCUCAAACCGACUCUUGGAAUUGUGGAUCCACUGCACACUUUGCACAUGCCAGAGAGGGUUGCAGCUAACAGUGGUUUUGAUGUCCUAUGCCAUGCCCUGGAGUCAUAUACAGCCCUUCCAUACAACAUGCGUAGCCCCUGCCCUCCAAACCCCAUCAACCGCCCCGCCUACCAAGGCAGCAACCCCAUCAGUGAUGUUUGGUCCAGACACGCCCUCAAAGUGGUGGCCAAGUACAUGAAAAGGUCAGUGUACGAUCCUGAGGAUGUGGAGGCUAGGUCUAGCAUGCAUCUGGCAAGUGUAUUUGCUGGCAUUGGAUUUGGUAAUGCUGGAGUCCACUUGUGCCACGGGAUGUCUUAUCCGAUAGCUGGAAAUGUGAAGACCCACAAGGCCAAAGGCUAUAAUGUGGAUCAUCCUAUUGUGCCCCAUGGUCUGUCAGUGGUCCUAACCUCCCCUGCAGUCUUCACGUUCACGGCCAGCAUGUGUCCAGAGCGCCACCUGGAGGUUGCAGAGAUACUUGGGGCGGACGUGAGCAAUGCCAAGAGAGACGAUGCUGGCCUACUAUUGGCCGACACCUUGCGGCAGUUCCUGUUUGACCUCAACGUGGAAGACGGCUUGCACGCUGUGGGUUACACCAAAGAUGAUGUUCCUGGCCUUGUGAAAGGAACUUUGCCUCAGGAGAGGGUGACCAAGCUGUCCCCAAGAGAACACACCGAGGAGGACCUGACUCAUCUCUUUGAGGCCUCCAUGAAGCUCUACUAAGAGUGCAACACAUCUUCACUCAAGUUUAUACAUUCUGACACACAUACUGCACAUGUACACAUUCACACACCAUGAAGUAUAGUGUAAGAGAUUCAUAAUGUAAUCUUUGAAAUAAGUCAAACUUUAUUAACAAAGUGAAACUUAUAUCCAUAAGGAUUGAUAACCUGUAUUAUCUUUCCUUUUUUUAAAUGAUAUGCAUGGAUCAUUUGAUAUCAAUAUAAUGUCAACAAUCAGAAACAAUAUUACUGUAAGAGCCGAUUUUGAUUUGUUUAUCCCAAUCGCCUUUGUCAAGCUCCGCUGUGUGUCCUAUAAGAAUAGUUUGAACUGAAUGACAGGGUCUUUCUCAGAAGUGUUGCGACUGUUUAAUCUAGUUCCCAGAUUACCUGGGAUAGCUGUUAUGUAAAGUGGACCUCAGCGCUAAGAAUGUCUCUGAUUUUACUGGUUUUAAGUGGUUUAUCCCCAUGAGAGCACGGUAUGCCUUAAAGCACAUACAAGUUGAAGAGAGAUAAGUAUGAGGUAGUGAUGAGACGGAAUACAAUUGCUUGUAAUACAUUCAGAGGAUGUAUUACGUUUAGUAAUUUUAUGCAUUAUAUGAAUGCCACUGUUGAAAGUGCAACUGGGAGGUCAUAAUGUGAUAUGGUUAAUGAGGUGUGCAUAACAAUCCAUGACUCUCCAAUGAUAAUUCAUUCAUUUAGCUAAUUCACCAACUCAUCUAGUUGUCACUGUUUCACUGUUGAUGUAUGCCUAAAUUAUUGUGCUACUUUGUACACCUUUGUACCUUCACAUAUCAGAUCAAAUGUAUUUGGUAAACAAUCAAAGCUGCUUAAAUCCAACUAUUCUGCACGUGUACUGAUUUCCCACCUAAGAACAGGCAAGAGGAAAGGUUGUGUCAAUUGUCCAAUAUUAAAGAUGCACAUACAAAA
Molecule: messenger RNA, 2380 nt
Organism: Hypomesus transpacificus
Lineage: Eukaryota; Metazoa; Chordata; Actinopteri; Osmeriformes; Osmeridae
Gene: adhfe1
Product: alcohol dehydrogenase iron containing 1
Exons: 14
Coding region: 57-1457 (466 amino acids)
Cellular component (GO): mitochondrion
Molecular function (GO): metal ion binding; alcohol dehydrogenase (NAD+) activity
Source: RefSeq, a predicted model, not a curated record